AUGUGUAAAUCAAUUAAGGAUGCUAGAAAUCUUUUCAAUGGGUUAGAAGCGUUGUAUAUCCAUUUUUCAAUCCCAUCAAAAAAUAUGAUGUUGGUUGAUAUACAAGAGAAACUUGGAAUUAAAAAAACAAAACUAUGUUCGAUUAGUGAUACAAGGUGGUCUUGCCGUUUUAAAAACUGCAAAAUGGUGAUGGAACAUUAUUCUUCUAUAAUAAAAGUUUUAAAAUAUGAAAUAGAGGAAAAUACUGACAAAAACGUUGCAAAUGCUAUAGGAAUCCUGUACACAAUGGAAAAAACUUCAUUUCUUGAAAAGACUGCAACGUUGAGUAAAGCAUCUCAAGUAAUAGAUUCUGUUAUUGCUACCCUAGAAGCUAAUCGCUGUGAAGAACAUUUUUUAACAAUUUGGACUCAAAUAACUGAAUUUUGUACAAAAAACCACAUACUGUUGGAGAUAUCCAUGAAUGGAUCUAAGAGAAAAAGAACACAGCCAAAUAAACUAAGUAAUUAUAUAACAGAAGUAAAUACUGGUGAAAGUGAAGAGCAUAGCUCAAAUGAUAUUAUGACAUGCUAUCGUGUCAAAUAUUUUAUUAUUUUGGACACUGUAAUAAUGAAUCUUAAAAUAAGAUUUUCAAAAGAAAGUAUGGAGUUGGCUAAAAGUGUGGAUGGCUUUUUAAUGUUUGACUAUUCAAAAAGCCUUACAUUUAUAAACCAUUAUAAAAAUUUAUUGAAUAUCGAUUUGGAAAGUUUGAAGGCAGAAAUGAUGGUAGCACAAAAUCUUAAAAAACAAUCUACCGAUAAUAAAAUGAUGACACCUGCAGAAAUGGCUGAAAUUGUAUCACCUAACACUUUUCCAAACUUGUAUAAAUUGUUGAACGUAGCUUAUACAAUUCCUAUUAGUAGUGCCACUUGUGAAAGAGCAUUCUCUGCUAUGCGGCGGGUAAAAAAUUGGCUACGUUCAACAAUGUUACAAGACCGUUUUUCAAAUUUAUCUUUACUAAGCAUUGAAAGAGACUUAACUAAUAACAUAGACAGCGAUACUGUCUUAGAACAUUUUAUAGCUAAUAAUAAAAAUAGACGGAUAGAUCUUAAUAUUGUAACUACAGAUGGUGGCAGAAAUAUGAGUGGAAUUAUUAAAGGAUUAAUUGGGAGAAUAAAUGCAAAAAUGGUGGAAGAAAGACAUGACGCACCUAUGAUAUUUCAUUGCAUCAUACAUCAAGAGGCAUUAUGUUGCAAAGUUUUAGCAUGGAAAGAUGUAAUGAAUUUACAUGAAUUUUUGUAA
Molecule: messenger RNA, 1278 nt
Organism: Melanaphis sacchari
Lineage: Eukaryota; Metazoa; Arthropoda; Insecta; Hemiptera; Aphididae
Exons: 7
Coding region: 1-1278 (425 amino acids)
Molecular function (GO): protein dimerization activity
Source: RefSeq, a predicted model, not a curated record